Molecule: messenger RNA, 1311 nt
Organism: Aspergillus aculeatus ATCC 16872
Lineage: Eukaryota; Fungi; Ascomycota; Eurotiomycetes; Eurotiales; Aspergillaceae
Exons: 4
Coding region: 1-1311 (436 amino acids)
Biological process (GO): polyketide metabolic process
Source: RefSeq, a predicted model, not a curated record
AUGGCGCAAGCGUCUCCCACCUCCGUACAACCGGCGCAGCUAUGCAUCACCGCCGAGGACGAGCUCUUCGACGAGGAAUUCCUGCAGACCUGGCGCCGAGAAGGCUUCCAGGUAACGUACAUCCCCUUCCAGAGCGAUCGAAAGAGCUACAUCGCCGCGCUCGAUGCCGUCAAGCAUGAUCUGCGCGUGAGCGAGCUGUACGCCAUCAUCAGCUUCGGCGACGCAGCCUCCUUCUGCCUCACGCACUACCUCAAGCUCCCCAACACCAACAAGCUCUGCGCGCUGAUCGCCUACUACCCGACCGCGAUCCCCGGCCCGGCGAGCCAAUACCCAGCCUCGAUGCAGGUACUCGUCCACCUGGCCAACCAGACCGUCAACGUCCACCACCCGCCCUCGAAGACGAGCCACAAGGCCACCGUGGUGCGGAAGCAGGUAGGGCCGGGGGUGGGGAUCGGCGACCGGCUGGCGCUGGGGUACCCGGCCUUCUCGUACGUGGGCGCGCUGCCGGGGUUCGCGGAGCACGAUCUCGAGGAAUACAGCCGGAUCCCGGCGCAGGUGGCGUGGAGUCGCACGCUGGGGGCGCUGCAGCGGGGGUUUCGGCGGGUCGCCGCGGUGGAUCUGGAGAGGGUGUGGGAUGAGAUGCAGGAGGCACGAUACUUCUCCCCCAACGCAACAGCCCUCCUCCCUCCUCCCCCGGAUUCCGAGAACGAAGCCCACACCACCGCCCCACCCCCAGCAGCCCUAUACACCCCAACCCUGCAAGGCGCCACCGGCCACACCCCACUGCAGGACUUCUGGGCUGCCAACUUCCACACCCACCGCCCCGCCUCCAUGCGCCUGCAGCUGCUCUCCCGCACCGUCGGCGCCGACCGCGUCAUCGACGAGGUCCUUCUGACCUUCCUGCACUCCCAGCCCAUGGACUGGAUCCUGCCGGGCGUGCCGCCCACCCACCGCGAGGUCAAGAUUGUGGUCGUUAGCAUAGCGCGGCUGUGCAGCGGCGACGGCCGGCUGUACUCCGAGCAUGUCUACUGGGAUCAGGCCAGUGUGUUGGUGCAGGUGGGUUUGCUGGAUCCGAGUGUGGUUCCGGCGGGGUGGCCGCGGGUCGAGCGGGUGCCGGCUGUCGGUGGGGAGGCGGCUGCGGCGGUGUUGGCAGGGGGGGUGGAGGGGGUGGAGGGGGGGUCUAGGGAGGGGGAGGGGUAUGACUCGUAUUCUGAUCGAGAAUCAGGCGAGGAUGCAGAGGCGGCGAGCAAGGAGACUACUGAGGAGCAGAUACCUAUGGAAGGGCUUACGCUAUCUUCUGGGAAGGGGUAG